AUGGUGCAACGUGGUGUUGUCGCCUUGGACUUACAUGCCAAAUUGCAUCAAGUUCCGGUGAAUAAUAUAUCCAGGAUUUAUUACAAACACUAUCCACAUCCAAGAGAUAACAUGUAUUUAAAAAUGCGCUAUUUAGUUUUGCUUAAUCUAAUAGUUUUAACUCAUGGUGAUUUUAAACUUACAAAUUUAAAAUGUAUAGAAUUCGAUAAACCGUUUGCCACAAUACCCAUCUGCAUAUUGAAAGUGGUGCAACGUGGUGUAGUUGGUUUGGACUUGCAUGUCAAAUUACAUCAAAUACCGGUGAAUAAUGUUUCGGUAAAUAUAGCCCUAUCAAAGCGGGCCAGUGGUUACAAGCCGUUCUUGUACAAUGUAUCAGCUGACUUCUGUAAGUUAAUGAAGAAUGGACAAAAGAAAUUUCCGUUCAUAUAUUGGUUUACGACACUAUUGGGCAAACAAUCGAACAUCAAUCAUACAUGUCCGUAUAAUCAUGACAUUAUAGUCAGACGUUUAAUUUUGAAGGAGGAAAUGUUCAAAAUAUUGCCAUUGCCCCAAGGUGAUUAUUUAUUCGAUGUUAAGGUUGGUGCCUAUAAUAACUGGAAGGCAUUGAUUAAAGCUUAUUUUACCACGACUAACUAA
Molecule: messenger RNA, 636 nt
Organism: Calliphora vicina (urban bluebottle blowfly)
Lineage: Eukaryota; Metazoa; Arthropoda; Insecta; Diptera; Calliphoridae
Exons: 4
Coding region: 1-636 (211 amino acids)
Source: RefSeq, a predicted model, not a curated record